CGUCAUAACCAACAUCACCACCAACAGUCGCGAAUCGCAAUGCUCGUCCUCGUCAUCGGAGACCUUCACAUCCCUCACAGAGCUCCAGCCCUGCCGGCGAAGUUCACGAAGCUCCUGGUGCCGGGGAAGAUUCAGCAGAUUCUAUGCACGGGAAACCUCACAGAUAGAGAAACAUAUGACUUCCUCCGAUCAAUAGCAAGCGACGUACACAUCGUCAAGGGAGACUUCGACGAGUCAUCUUCACUACCUCUCCACAAAAUCAUCAACCACUCACCCCUAUCAAUCGGGUUCACUCACGCCCACACCGUCGUCCCCCACGCAGACCCCGACGCCCUCCUCCUCCUCGCCCGACAAUGGGACGUCGACAUCCUCAUCACCGGCAACACCCACAAAUUCGAAGCAUACGAAAUCGAAGGAAAGUUCUUCGUGAACCCGGGCAGUGCGACGGGUGCUAUGAGUGCGGAUUGGGAUGUGAAGGAUGGGGAGGAGCCGACGCCGAGUUUUGUGUUGAUGGAUGUGCAGGGGGCUGUGGUUGUGUUGUAUGUGUAUCAGCUUGUGAAUGAGGAGGUGAAGGUGGAGAAGAUGCAAUAUCGCAAGAGCGUAGAAGAUGCAUGA
Molecule: messenger RNA, 615 nt
Organism: Saitoella complicata NRRL Y-17804
Lineage: Eukaryota; Fungi; Ascomycota; Saitoellomycetes; Saitoellales; Saitoellaceae
Product: Metallo-dependent phosphatase
Exons: 4
Coding region: 40-615 (191 amino acids)
Biological process (GO): intracellular protein transport; retrograde transport, endosome to Golgi
Cellular component (GO): retromer complex; endosome
Source: RefSeq, a predicted model, not a curated record